Messenger RNA from Seminavis robusta, 1803 nucleotides. NCBI's taxonomy places the organism in Eukaryota, Bacillariophyta, Bacillariophyceae, Naviculales, Naviculaceae. The record is from the annotation of a GenBank genome assembly.
AUGUCUACUACUACAUGUACUUCGAACAAGCAACGAACGGAUGCCAUUGCUACUCUAAUAUCCUUCUACAAGAACAAGUACAGCAGCAGCAGCAACAAUGCCUUCUUUGUCCAUGAUUCCAUAGAGUACUAUUCCGAUGAACAAACGGGUGUGGGAGUUCGUGCCAGACAAGAUAUCCCACAAGGCACCACGGUCCUCAAAGUCCCCGAUGCCGAGCGCGUUUCCUUGUCCAAUGUCCCGACAUGGAUGACAUCCAAGAAAGCCAAAGCGGCACUGACAAAGGUCCAAGAUGACUACUUACAAGUGCAGCAAACAUUCGUGUCGGGAAUCGGAUGUUUGGGCGAUAUCUAUCCUUACGGAGAGACUUGUUUGACCGUUUGCGUCCUGCACCUGUUGGCAGCAGCCAAUCAGCACAAGUUUGAUCACAUUACCCAAGCAUGGCCGACGGUGGAGGAAUUUGAAACCUACUGCUAUCCUAUUUGGUUUCCCGACUAUCACUCUCCGGAAUUCCGACAAUUGAUUGAAGGAACUGCCACGCUGGACUAUAUUGACCGCCAUGCCAAGGCGUUACGACACGCCUUUGAUACGGUCGUGUUGCCUAACAUUACUGCUACUUGUAGUAAAGAGUUCUUGCCGCAAGCGUUUCACAACACCAACCAGUCCACGACGGAAAAUCUGUGGACGGCAUUUCGAUAUGCUAGUUCUUUGGUACGCUCUCGAAGCCACGAAGGCAAAAUUGCCGGUGAGUGUGAUAUCAUCCCCAUUGUCGACUUGACCAACGGAAUGCCCUCCUACUGCACACAAAAGUUAAACGUCGAGUACAAGAGUGGUAGUGAAACCGUUGGCAAGAACAAGAAGAAAACACCCGUCACAUGUAUAGUGACUAUCAAGGAUAUCCCCGCCGGCACCGAACUCCUGCUCUCGUAUGGCAAUGUCCACGCAUCGCACUUUGCCAUUCGGUACGGGUGCUUCCCACCCGAUAUUGUACAUGACCGGGAAGGAUCUCUCGAUUUUGUCACCCUUCACGUCCCUCCAUCUUUGGCCCCGACCGACCAAAUGCGAGCCGGAGCCUGCCGAAAGGCCAGUCUUCCCAGUACCAAACAACAAAUUGAACAGUUUUUCAACCUGGGCUGUCAUUACGAUGCGCUAGAGCCAUUCCGACAACAAUCACAAUCUACUAGCACCGAAGUAACAAUAUCAGAGCCAUUGGCACGAUUGCAAAAGUUUUUCAUCCUGUGUCAUUUGCUGAACGAAGAAGCUCUGCCAACCUUUCUCUCCACGGGACGAUUGCCAACCAAUCGAUCAUGGAGUUUGCAACUGGAGGGACAGUUGCAUUUGUCGGUACUAGAUUAUACCCUGGAAAAGGUCACAACUCUGAAUUUCAGUACCAAUGAGGAGGAUCUUGACAAGGCUGCCAAUCAUCAUGCCAGCCGGAACGAUCUGGUUGCCGCAUACCAUACUCGAAUCUGCCAGCGUGAUAGCUUGGCGCAAUGGAGACACGCCGUUUGUCAACGGUACCAGUAUCCUUCCGAACAUGUCCUUUCUGAGGUUCAGUUUCAGACGGCCGUGGCACAACUAGUAUCCUCCAUGGGCAAUACACAGAAUGAGAGCAGCCAGAUUCCCCGAUCAGAAGCGCCCCAAUGCAUCCUAAGAAGUCGGGGUUGCCCCGUCUGUGGACGAACGCUGAAUCUCAAAGCCUGUUCCCGUUGUAAGCAGGUAAAGUACUGUUGCAAGGACCAUCAAUUAGUUGGCUGGAAGAAAUUGGGGCACAAACGAGAGUGCAAUCCGUCCUUGGCUAGCUAG